Epithele typhae is the source of this 5589-nucleotide messenger RNA. RefSeq lists its product as uncharacterized. Gene Ontology annotation, cellular component: actin filament. Gene Ontology annotation, biological process: actin crosslink formation. NCBI's taxonomy places the organism in Eukaryota, Fungi, Basidiomycota, Agaricomycetes, Polyporales, Epitheliaceae. The record is from RefSeq and is a predicted model, not a curated record. Gene Ontology annotation, molecular function: cytoskeletal adaptor activity; microtubule binding; actin filament binding. The coding region runs from base 1 to 5589 and encodes 1862 amino acids. The transcript has 7 exons.
AUGUCUGAAGGGUCGACUGACGCUCCCUCGGGGGCAGUGGAAAGCCCUGCCGACGCCCCGCCUACCAGCCCGCCUACCAGCCCGCCUCUCUCCAGCGACGUUCAGGACCUCCUUGCUGUGGCCGAUCAAGUUCUCCUCGAACGGGAGCAGGCACCCGAGAAGGCUGAGGAUGAAGAAGCGCUGGAGUGGCAUGAGGUCAUUGAGCUGCAGGCAUUCAGCGAGAGGAAGGCGUGGAUAGAGGAGAAGACAAAGCUUUUGGAACAAAUGCCUGCCAUAGAGGUGUUUGUGGGGAUGCAUGCCGUACGCGAGUCCGCAACCGAGGUCCCGGGGCUUCCUACACGCGAGCAGCUGCGACAGUGGCUUGUGGAACACGAUAAGAUCGAGAAGGAGACCGAGAUCUUCGACUCUGGGGAGCUUAAGAAGCUGAAAAGGUUCACGAAAGCCGCUGCUCAAAGGAACCUGUCCCCGGCGGACACAGACCUUAUUGAGAUCACGCUCACGACUAUAUAUGCGCUCGAUAAGCUGCUCCAUCUACUUCGCGACCGCUCGGAUAGCUUGGACCUGCUUGGAAUUAGGCUGUCUUGGGAGGAGCGCCGCGUGGCCGCGUGGAAUGAGUACCACAACAUUCUCAACGAUCUCAAAGACUUCUUGAAGGAUCGCGCCCGUUGGUCUCCGGCGGUGUACGACCAACUAGAAGAAGUGGAAGAACUCCGCGAAGCAUCUCCUGGCGAGCAUGUGCUCAAGAGACGUGGGUCAACCGUGUCCAUACAAUCCGAAACAUCUCGCGCGUCAAUACCAGGGUACUCUCGUGGGGCGCGGUACAAACUGAUGGAGGCACUCUCGAGGGAAGCGGCGCUCUUCGCGAGCCGGAUAUCAUCUCUCCGGCACUCGAAGAUCAUCCCUACGGGAAAGGCGAUCGACAAGCUCAUUGACACUAGUCGCAAGCCUGUGCCGGACGAGAUGCUUGACGAACAGGACAAGUUGGAAAACGAUGGUGUGGCGGCCAUGGAGCCGGUGAGCAAAUUCGCCAUGCAGAUUGUGAUGCAGUGGAAGAAAGCCGAUGAGUUCUAUGUAGAGACGCUCAAGGAUAAGUCCGACGCGCAAAACCUUCUCGAGGAGAUCGAGGUGGCGAAGUUGGGGCAUCCUACGGCACGCCAAGACGCGAGCUUCAUGUCUCGAGCGGGCGUUCUGAGCAAACGGCUACUACUCCGAGGCAACCCUAUAUCAUCACCGCUCUUCCCCAAACCCGAUGACCCUCAUUUCCCCGACCAAGCUACCCACACCUCCACCGUGAUCCAGCAACUUUCUUCCGAGCUAUCCGCAGCUCAGCAGCAAGUUAAGAAGGUUGAACUGUGCGCAAAAGAGUAUCGGGCAUCCUUGGAGGCGGUCAAGCAGGUGGAAGGACUGUGCAACGCGGCCUCCGACCUCGUAGACAAAUACGCGUCCAUCGUCGACCGUUUGGAGAAUGGCGUGAAGACGACAUCUGGGGACGGUUUAACACCAGACAUUUCUUCGGAGGCAUGCCUAGACAGCAGUCGACACUCUACAUUCCUUUCCCUCUUCCCUUCCAUCGUGCAAGAGCUGGAGCAAGCCGACAAGGACACUACACCUCUACUCUCGCGCGCCCGGGUGGCGCUUCUCCAUCUUGGCUUCCCAGGCAUUGAUGCUCAGUUCAAAGUGGACUCUCAGGCUACGAUCGACGCCCUUGAGACCAGUCAAACCCAGGCCGCCAAGGCGAAAAACGUUGUUUCUGUACAUAUAUCGACACUCGCGCAAGUGCGGAAGAUUUGGUCGUCGAUGGGCGCGCUCUUCCAGGAGACAGAGGGUGUCAAGAGCGAAAUCUUGGACGCCAUGUCCCGUCAAAUGUGGAGGCAGCAAGUCCGUCACGAGGCGCCGCCAACACCCGAGAGUCCUACAUCCAUGCUACCCUCUGUUUUCACUUCUCCGCCCGAAGUCCUUGAACAUAUAUCUCAGCUUCGGAGGCGUGCCAAGGAAGAGGUCUCCGUGCCGCUGGCUUCGAUAUCGCCUUCGCUUCAGCCCAGCCUUCGGGACUACCUCAUCCAUUCCUCGUCAGCCCUCGAAGGUUGCUUGACCUCGACAAGUGAGACUGCUCGGUUCUGGGAAGCAGUCCAGAAGCAGGCGACCAUGAUGGGAGCAGUCCGGGACGAGGUUCAUAUGUUCCAGAUGCGCAUCGAGGAUCUCAAGCUUAGCUACGACAAAGCCAUCCAGAGUGUCUCGGAUGGCACUCUCCCAGACUCGGACAUCCCUCAGACAGAAGAAGGACUCGCGGGCGACCUCUCAAGCACUAGGGCGGACGUUCAGGCUUUUCUCGAUCAGCUGCCUAGCCGCGUUCCCUUCGUCGACGAGGUCAAGUUCAUCGCCAACGAUCUUCGCAGCCCGCGUAAGCGCCAGCCGUCCCUUGGUGGUGGGCUCAACCUGAGCGUCAUCCAACAAGCCGCCCAGCCGAGUUUACCAUUUGACCCCGCUGCCCUCGACAAGGGUGUGCGUACAGAUUCCAACACGUACAGCAUGAUGCUAUCCGGCGCCAUCAAGACCCUCGAGGUGAAGGCAGAGCAGUUCCAGCUCGCCAAGAAGGCUCACAGUGUGGACAUUGCACUGGGUCCUCUCACAACCGCGCUCAACGACGCCGGCGAUGCCGUCUCCGCCGUGGGCGCAUCCCUGAACACUUCGGAGGAGAGGCUCUCCACGCAACGUCUGACCGAGCUCUCAAGCGCGCUCGAAGAGACGGCCAAGGCUCAUGAAGAUAUAAUCGAACAGGCCUUCUCUCCCGUGCGCGCCUCUCUCCAGAUACUCCGAGCAACGACCAGCCCUUCCGACGCUAGCAUGCAAGCUGUCGUCUCCGCUCGCCAGAGAGCGGUGGAACACGCUGAGACUCAGGCUGUUUCAUGGAAGAAGACCGUUGCGACUCUCAAGCAGCAGCUCCUCGACGCCCAGAAGGCCGAGCUGCUCAGACUGGCCGAGGAGACGCGUCUACGAGAGGAGCAGGAGCGUCUGGAAGCCGAAGCCGCAGCCCUCAAGACCCGCGAGGCGGCGGCGGCGGCCGAAGCCGAGCGACUCGCCCAGCUGGAGAGGGAGCGAGUCAAGCGCGAGGUUGCAGAGCUGGAAGAACGGCGACGCAGGGAUAAGGAGCGGGCGGAAGCUGAAGAGCGGGAACGACAGGAGCGCUUCGCCCGUAUGAAGAGGGAGGCGGAGGAGCGAGGGCGGAGGGAGGCGGAGGAGGCGGCUGAGAGGGCAAGGCAGGAGCAGGCCGAGGCUGAGGAGAGAGCGAAGCGGUUCCAGCAGGAAGCAGAAGAGCGUGCUCGGCGCGAGCAGGAGGCGGCGGAACGGCGGGCGCGAGAGGAGGAGGAGAGGCUGGAACAAGAACGAUUGGAGAAAGAGAGGCUGAAGAUGGAGCGGAUCAAGAACGAACAAAUGGAGGCCGAAGAACGGGAGCGGCUGGCGCGCGAGCGGGCUGAGGCGGAGGGGCGAGAACGGCUUGCACUCGAGAAGAAAGAAGUGGAGGAGCGGCAACGUCUUGCUCGCGAGAACGCUGAGGCGGAAGAACGGGCCCGGUUAGCACGUGAGAAGGCAGAAGAAGCGGAACGGACUCGCGUGACUCGCGAGAAGGCCCUUGUGGAGGAACGCGAAAUACUCGAGCUCAAGAGACUGGAACGGGAGAAGCAAGAGCAAGAGUUACAGGGGAAGGAACGACGCAAGCGUCAGGAGGCCGAGGAACGGGAACAACGCGAGCCAGACGUCUUCGGAGUUCGACAGCCCUCCACUGGUCUCAGUCCUGAAAUGAGCGAGCUCGGUUCCCGUAUCUUCGCUUUCCGCAAGCGUCUACGCUCCAUGGGUAUCAACGAAAUGGCUCGGCCUAGCUCGCGAUCCAACGCCGAGCUUCCAAGCGAAAGCACAUGCAAGUCUAUGGGCAAGGCGUUCUCCGUGUUGCGCAAGGAGGUUGCCUUUUUACCUGCCUCAUUACCCGACGAGCCGGUUGUGGAUGCAGAGCUCCGGUCGUUGCGCGAAGAGAUCAACCUCUCAAAGGAGUCGCUGGCGAGAAUCAACAAUCUUGCGGACUUCGCGGCACUCCUCAAGGAUUGCGACGACGCUCUGAGCGAUUUGCUCGAACAUAUUGAUAGCUAUCCUUCCCCUCCAAUCGGUUCCCUGUCGACGUCUUUUACUGCUAAUGUCUCGCAAGCCCCCGAGGAACAAUUGUCUUCACGGCUGUCCUUUACCCGCGAUUUUUUGUCUCGUAUGAAGACCCUUGCUCGAGCACUCAAGGAUGAUCCACGGAUACCAGAGGAACACGAACGUAUUCUUCAAACGUGGACUGAGCUCGAGGCAAUGGCUCUCGAUCUCAUCAACGGGAACAAGUCGCGUCCUGCCAGCGUCAUCAGCUCUGGUCGAAGCAGUCGCAACUCCGCUAUUCAUUCAACUCCUAUGUCGUCUUCCCAUUCACAUACUCACUUCUCUAAGCUCUCUGCGUCGCCGGGAAAGUUCCUUACUCCCCCAUCUCCAGUUCCCAAUGCUCGUCGUACGGCGUCUGGGCCGUCUGCUGGCACAAGCACUCCUCGCAGCUCCAGUCGCUUGUCCAUCGCAUCGUCGACGGCGGCCUCGUCAAGUCGCUCCGUCUCGGGACCAAUGUCUGGAGUGUCACUCUGGGGAUCAACGUACUCGUCCCGACAGCGCACAACCAGCGUCACAUCAAGUGCAUCCUCGUUGCAAAGCCCCAUCUCCCUGAAGCGAGCUCUCCCCAUAGUUCCACCAUCACGCCCUCGGACCCAGUCCAAUGCCCAUGCAGGGUCGCCUGUGGUCUCAGACGCUCCCCACAGCAGAUCAAGCCUCAAUUUACCUCGACCACCAUCGUCGCAUUCAUCGUGGGGUCGUGCGCCACGGAUGUCUUUCGGAUCCGCUUCCACUCGGUCUCCUCCUACACGCACCCCCGCUGCGAAACCGGCUCGGAAACCAUAUGUCGCGAAUCCGAAGAACAAGCUUGAUGUCGCUGUCGGCGAUGUCAUGAAUAAACUACCUGUGGAUAUCAAGAUCGAGCUCGUCGCGGACACCUGGAAGGAUCAGAGUGGCAAGUACUGGAUUGGCGAUGCCGAUCCCAAGCUCUGUUUCUGUCGUAUACUACGUUCUCAGACGGUGAUGGUGCGAGUUGGGGGUGGGUGGCAAGAGCUCUCAAGGUUCAUCAGAGAUCACUUCGCUGACUCCUUCAGGCUGUUGCCGGAGCUCUCCCCUCCCCACAUUGGACAACGAGAAGAGAGGUGGAUAAGCUCCUCCACUCUCGCGCAGGCCGUCGAUAACCGAGGGUCGUCGAUGUCACCUCCCAAGACGCCGGAGCCGAAGAUGCCCUUCUUGCCUUCCUUUGCCUUGGUCACUCCCAGCGGCACAAGUCCCAAGACGAUCAAAACACCACCAUCCUCAGGAUCGCCUCUUACCGCACUACAAUUUAUGCGACGGGCGGACAUGGAGAACGCGUCCUAUCGUCCCGAGACGCCGACUAGGUCCACGCGGAGUGGAACAUCUUCUGUUAUGAGUACGCCUUCGCGUCAUCACCCGCACCCCGCGCCGGCGUGGAGGCCAUGA